UCGAUUGAUCUUCGAUAGACUCUUCACAAAGUGGAUUAACAGUUAUAUUUUGCAUGCGCAAAACAAAUAAAGUAAUUUAAUUCUUAAAGUGGUAAGUGCACGCUGCAUGGCCAUCGCCACAAGAUGGACACAGAGGAGAAGCCACAUUGGGCGACCGAUUCGGAGCCGCAGCUCGAGAUUCAGACUGAACCGGACUCGCAGCCGCAAUCGCAACAGCUGACGGAUGACCUGCUGAAAGAAACGCCAUCACCGGCAGUGCCCAUGCGGCGUCCACGUCGCCUGGCGCCACCGAUGCCGGCAGAAGAUGUGCUGCGCCGCUCCAUAGCGGACAGCCUCAUGCAGAUUGUGGUAAAUAUGGCAAAUGUCGAGUACCGGCGACAAUGUUGCGAGAUUUUGCAGGUGAGCGAGCUGGCGCACGAGGCCCAUGACAAGAUUCUGGCCGCCCUGCAGCGCAUAGACGAGCAGCGGCCAGCUGGUCCCAAAUGAUGGGCACUUUUUGCUAUCAUUAGUCUCUGUAUCAGUUAAACAUUUAAUAAUAAACAAUUGCUAACAA
Molecule: messenger RNA, 553 nt
Organism: Drosophila guanche
Lineage: Eukaryota; Metazoa; Arthropoda; Insecta; Diptera; Drosophilidae
Exons: 1
Coding region: 124-486 (120 amino acids)
Source: RefSeq, a predicted model, not a curated record